Molecule: messenger RNA, 759 nt
Organism: Acanthosepion pharaonis
Lineage: Eukaryota; Metazoa; Mollusca; Cephalopoda; Sepiida; Sepiidae
Source: the annotation of a GenBank genome assembly
AUGAAAGUCAGGUCGCUGCCUCUUCGUCGAAGCUAUAGCAUUCGUAACGAUGGCAAGAUCAUAAUCGGAUUUCAUAUCUAUCUAUCUAUCUAUCUAUCUAUCUAUCUAUCUAUCUAUCAAAUAUGUGAUAUCUACACACAUCUUUCUCUCUCUCUCUCUCUCUCGCUCUCUAUCUAUCUAUCUAUCUAUCUAUCUAUCUAUCUAUCUAUCUAUCUAUCUAUCUACACUUAUUCAUAUCUAUCUAUCUAUCUCAUCUUUUCUUUCUUUCUCCUUGCUUCCAUGAUUGAUUCCUUCCUUCCUUCCUUCCUUCCUUCCUUCCUUCUUUCCUUCUAUCUCCUUCCUUCCAUUUUCCUUUUCCUUAAUUCAAUUCUUUCUUUCUCCUUCCUUUCUUCUUUCUUUCAGUUAAUCUAUGAUCACGUUGAGUCAAACUUGGUGUCUCAAUAUCACUCAAUAUCUCUUUCAUUGUCCAUUUAUUCUUGCAUUACUUUUCAUGCAGCAGUAGUUGCAGUGUCGGCAGUAGUCGCAGUAGAAGAUGAUACCGUCGCAGUCGCAAAGGAGCUUUACAUUUUCAACACGUUCUUUCUCAUACGAACUCUUUCCUGCAUGGACCUCUCUGGUUCAUUUUCCCCGAUCCAAUGCCCUGCUCUCCAAGAGAUUACCACGGCGCCUCCAAAGCCGUUUCUCCGGUUUUUCAAACGCGUCUCUCGCUUUACUUAUUCGCAAGCACACCUCGCCAUCAAGGGUUCCAUUCAUGCUUAG